AGACUGCGUUACUGCUCUCCUCACCCAUUUCCUCCUCAUUCGCAUCUUCUCUCAUCCCAACCAACCUCAAACACCACGCACACUCAGAACGUUACCACCGCGUUCUAACUCUACACCGUCGACAUUCGCCACGGUUCCGUGUCUCGACAAUUCUAUUGUCUGCGCACACAAAUCGAUAUUUUCGUUGUUUGGGCCUCGAUCUGUGUCCUGUUAAUCUGCCUCCUCACCAACGUUCGAUCGCGAUACCUUCUCAGUUGUCCACCCGGGGAUCUCUCUUCCUCCUCCCGAUUGAAUUGAAGCCACACCUACGCAGUAGAACCCACAUCCUAUAACACCAUCACUAUUGUCUAGACUGCCUGCCGACAGCCUCAAAUGUCUAGUCAUGCUUGAGUCUCGAAUGCUCGGCAUCGUCGACAUCCCGAUCUCCAACCGUCCUCGGCUUCGCUCCGAUUAGACAUUCUCACUCGACGACCAUAUGCUGUGCCCGGUCGAUCCCGUUCCUUCAUCCUUUUGGCUGCGCCAUCGUCCAGCACGAUAGCAGGAUUAUGGAUCCGCCUCACAUCACCGAGUUCGCUUCCGAGCGCUACUUCAAUAAACUCAACCAACUCUGCGAGUCUCCCACAGCUCGCGAUGCCCAGCAACACCAUCAAUCACGCGAUUCUCAACUACCCCCAUCCCAAUCGGUGCCCACCCCGCCGACACCUCCUUUUCCCUCUGCGCAGCCUUCUUCCUUUAUCCUUCCACUCCGAACAUCGAAAGCAAGCGAAUGCGAUUUCGAGUCUACUCGUCCGCCAGACCAAAAGCGCCCCGAAAAAAGCCGUCUGUUUAGUCUCCGAUCCAAGGUUUCCAUCCUUCACUCCAAGUCGCAUGCAUCACAAACAGAUGUAAACGAGCAGAGUGCCGAAUCCCUUGGGCCAAAGACACAAUCAUUCGGUCAACUAAUCCUUGCACUACCCACCGAGCUUCAGAUUCAAGUCAUCUCGUCCCUACCGCUCACCGACGUUCUCAACCUUCGCAGAGUCUCGAAGUCAUGGCAUGCCAUUAUCACAUUGAACGAGGCCCCCAUUGUUCGCCAUCACCUAGAGCAUCAUAUCCCGACAUAUGCCCUACGUCUAUAUCCAUCCAGUGACCCCACAACCGCCAACUUCCACCACCUGUGCGGUCUAUGGCACCGUCUGCAUGUUGCGGCGAAACUUUCGUUUCUCAUGUGCGAGUGGAUCACAAAGGAGAUAUUCUUGAGGACGACAGAAACCCAACGCCUCGAGUUCGCGCCGCAGCGUGAACGUAUGCGUCGCCGCCUAAUUCCACUACUAUUCACUGUGUUCCAUUUCUUCGAAACAUACCGAAAGCUGCACCUACAACACAUACUCGACCACAACGGUCACGGUUUGCUACACGAGCCCUAUACACUAAACCCGAUCGAGGUUCAGAUCAUGAACAUGUACGACGAUCAGACGCUGUUGCGCGUUCAUCAGGUCUUCCCGCUUGUUAUAUCCUCGUUUUGCCGACGGUUACGUCCACCAUCGUAUGCCGGUCGCGUUGAACGAUCUUUGAGGGGUUACUUGAAGGAAAAGCCACCAGACGAGGUUCAUGUUGCUAUUCUUUGCGUCGGCGGUCUACGACAGGUAGAGAGGCUCUGGGAGAUCAAAGGAUAUAACAGUAGGAGAGGGGCGGUCGAUAUCUGGUAUAACUCUAUCGCAAAAGAUUCGGCCGAACCGACUUCCAAACAGCGACGCGGCAUUAUGGGCCUCGGUCGCAAAAAGUCGACCUUGUCUGUAAGAGAAUCGAUCAAAUCGACGCAACAGGACGGGGCCCCGGCACACCGCGGUUCGAGGACAUCUCUCGAGGAUUCAGUCGACCCUCGCGACACGAACUUGGUUUUUAACACAAGCCUGGCAGCUGGUAUGCCCAUGGGGGCAUUGGGGCGUGAGCAUGUGCGUCACGUACUUGCAGACUUGCCAAAUUUGCAAGAAAUCUGGCUCAAGACUGCUGAGGCUCUGAUCUUGGAGCGAGGCAUUGUGGAGCGUACUCAAGACAUCAAACGCAACGCCCAAGUCAUGUUGGAGCUGAUUCGCGAAGAUGGCAUGGACGAAGAGGAUGAGUGGUGGUACGGGCGAAGUACUCCCGAGUCUGUUCGCCCUCCGCUCGAGGCGAUAGACGAGGAUCCUAUGGAUGGUGCAUAACAACGGUACGGAGCCAUCGGCAUUUGCGGGCGUUUAGGUCGGCCAGGGAAACGGCUGUUGGGACAGAGGCGGAGGGUCGUCUCUUACUUUUUCUUCUCUUUUUGAUAUGCCGGGUAACCAUCUUACUCUACUUUCUCGGGGCUCGCAUGGACAGGGGUACCAACAUCUGGACAAAGAUACCGAUACCACACUGUCCCCGUAUUCCUUUCGUCUCCAUGUAUUCACAACAGAUCUUGCUGGUCCAGCUACGACACAUCUGUUCGUUUUGUUAACCCCCGAGGUGCCUUAUUUCAACCUAUCCAGUCGCCCCAAUCGCUCACGUCCUGUGUGAGGGAAUCACGGCCAUAAGCAUCAACGACGCUCCGCCGCAGACGCAACUCGUCAACCCAGUAGAAAUAAGUGAUGUGGAAUGAGAUGGCGCAAGUGCCUCAUUGUGCACGUAGAUGAGAUGCAGUUUUUUCACCGUCAUCUGCAACCACUGGGCACAUUGCAUGACAAGACGCAUAGGUCGUACAUAUAGAUCAAAACAGGUCCACCAUAACUACACAUAACCAGUAUCUCAUUGUUUAUACUAUCGCCUGAGAGCAUGAUACAUGCGUUCCUGUAUUGCAGAGUCUGACAUGCUUCCAUCGAAUGAAGCCUGGCCCAUGCCCGAGUCUGUGCGAUAGGACGAGUUCAUGUUGGGCGAGACCCGCUGCAUAUUCCCGCCGUUGAUGUUGUACGAUGUCGGAUUAAUAUUUAAGCUAGCUUGGCUAGCCGAGUCAAGUGCCGACAUUUCGAGAAAGCCCGACUCUGAAUAGCCAUGGAAAGACGGCAGGCCCGAGCUCUGGGAUUGGUGUGCCUGUCGUGCUUGGAAUGAGGGAGAGUGGUGCUGCAUGGAGCGCGAUGUGGAGCUUCGAUAAUUGACAUCUGGUGCAGUUGCGGGUGUUACCAUCUGCGGAUCGAACGAUGGACGCACACUCGCCAACCCAUUAUAGUCGCCGUCUCCAGUGGAUGUGAUGUAGGAGUGUCCAUCAUGUCCAGCUGCCGACGUUGCUUGGCCAGCGUUUGGGGUGGGAAGGCGAUGCGGGCUAACAUUCGACCGAUCUUGUAAAGAGGAUUGUUGCGGUUUUUGAUGGUGGGAUUGAUGGCGCAGGUGUUGCUGGCGUUGUUUUUGCUGAUGCCGCUGCUGGUGAUGCAGCUGCUGUUGCUGCUGUUGUUGCUGUUGUUGAUGUUGCUGCUGUUGUUGCUGUUGUUGAUGUUGCUGCUGUUGUUGCUGUUGUUGCUGUUGUUGCUGCUGCUGUUGUUGCUGUUG
This is a messenger RNA of Colletotrichum destructivum, 3477 nucleotides long. Its product is annotated as Putative F-box domain-containing protein. The transcript has 2 exons. The coding region runs from base 546 to 2183 and encodes 545 amino acids. Lineage: Eukaryota; Fungi; Ascomycota; Sordariomycetes; Glomerellales; Glomerellaceae. The record is from RefSeq and is a predicted model, not a curated record. Gene Ontology annotation, molecular function: protein binding.